AUGAUGCCAGGAAAGCCGUCGUCGUACGCCAAGCUGGACAACGAGCCCGAGGAUCAUGAGGACGACUACGUGGCCGACCAGCAACGCGUCCAGCAGCUCGAGCGCCAGAAGCAGGACGAGAGUUUAGACGAGCUUCACUUGGCCGUGAGGCGGCUAGGAGACAUGAGUCUGAGCAUCAGUACGGAGCUGGACACGCAGAACCAAAUGCUGGACGAUUUGAAUGAUGACACGGACAGAGCGAAGCAGACACUGGCAAUCGUAUCGAAACAGACACAGGAACUCAUCAAACAAUCGGGCGGCGUGAAAAACUUUGUCGUUAUUAUUGUGCUCGUGCUUAUUUUACUCCUGCUGACGUACAUGGUGAUCAUGACAUGA
Messenger RNA from Hyaloperonospora brassicae, 375 nucleotides. The record is from the annotation of a GenBank genome assembly. NCBI's taxonomy places the organism in Eukaryota, Oomycota, Peronosporomycetes, Peronosporales, Peronosporaceae.